UACGGCAAGCGGAAAGGACCAACUGCUGUUAAGUUUGGAGUCUGGUUUCUAAGUUAGUGGUUUGUUGGGGUCUCGGUGUGUACAGCUGAAAAGGGCUAGACCAUGUCGGCUUUCGAGAAGCCUCAGAUCAUUGCCCAUAUUCAGAAGGGCCUCAACUACACGGUGUUUGACUGUAAAUGGGUGCCCUGCAGCGCCAAGUUUGUGACCAUGGGCAACUUCGCACGGGGAACCGGCGUAAUUCAGCUGUACGAGAUCCAGCACGGGGAACUGAAGCUGCUUCGGGAGAUUGAAAAGGCCAAACCCAUUAAAUGUGGAACAUUUGGUGCAGCAUCUUUACAGCAGAGAUAUUUAGCGACUGGAGAUUUUGGUGGAAACCUUCAUAUAUGGAAUUUGGAAGCUCCAGACAUCCCCGUAUAUUCUGUCAAAGGCCAUAAAGAAAUUAUAAAUACUGUGGAUGGUAUUGGAGGACUUGGAAUCGGGGAAGGAGCCCCUGAAAUUGUGACGGGCAGCCGAGAUGGAACUGUGAAAGUGUGGGACCCUAGGCAAAAGGAUGAUCCUGUUGCCAACAUGGAACCUGUGAAAGGAGAAAAUAAGAGAGACUGCUGGACUGUGGCAUUUGGCAAUGCUUACAAUCAAGAAGAACGUGUCGUCUGUGCUGGCUAUGACAAUGGCGAUAUCAAACUGUUUGACCUCAGAAAUAUGUCCCUGCGGUGGGAAACAAAUAUAAAAAAUGGGGUAUGUAGCUUGGAAUUUGACAGAAAAGACAUAAGUAUGAAUAAGUUAGUAGCGACAUCUUUGGAAGGAAAGUUUCAUGUUUUUGACAUGAGAACACAGCAUCCUACCAAAGGAUUUGCCUCUGUUUCAGAAAAGGCUCAUAAAUCCACUGUGUGGCAAGUCCGACACCUGCCGCAGAAUAGGGAGCUCUUUCUGACAGCCGGAGGCGCAGGCAGCCUUCACCUCUGGAAGUACGAGUACCCUGUUCAGAGAUCAAAGAAAGACCCCGAGGGCGUGGACAUGGGCGUGGCCGGCUCCGUCAGCCUCCUGCAGAACGUCACACUGUCCACGCAGCCCAUUUCAAGCUUAGACUGGAGUCCGGACAAAAGGGGCCUUUGCGUCUGUACCUCAUUCGACCAGAUGGUGAGAGUGCUGAUCGUUACCAAACUCAAGACGGUCUGACCUGAAGGCUUUGGACUUGAGAAUUUCCAGAGGGGCACUUACGGAGUUCAGGGUGUAUUUUGGGAUCCGCUGACCCUCACUGGAUGAAGUUGGACAUGGCUGAUGAACCAAGGCCCAGAGGUAACCCUGGGCCAGCCUCUCCGGGUAGGUUGGGUGAGCUGAAGGGCCACUGGCCUGCUGCUGCGAAUGAGAGACCGCGUCUCCAGCACCAGCUGUUUUCCUCUCCUCCGUUUUAAAUACGGAGUCGGGAGCCGGAUGUGGUGGUGUAGACCUGUAGUCCCUGCUGUUCAGGAGACCGAGGCUGGGGUACCCACAAGUUUGAGGCUAACCAGGACAACUCAGAUCUUGAAUCUAAAUACAUACAUACAUGCAUACAUAAAAGAAAAUAACCAAAGUACAUAGUUCUUGAUAUUUAAACACAUUCUAAAUUUAAACAUUUUAAAUUGUUCUCUAUCCCCAGAGUUCCCUAUUUUAUCUUUACGCUAAUGCUGCAUUGUAGUGUUUUAAUGUUGCGGUUGAAGUCGCUUCAUUUUGUUUAAAUAGUUUGUCUUAGAAGAACUGUGAAUUAAAAUUCAUUAGUACAUUUUGAGAGAUUUCAGUGCAAGUUUCUGUUCAGAGUAUUAUUUUAUAAAGUACAAAAGUGGCACCAUCAGACUGGAUUUAUGUAACUUUGAAGCAGUGUAACUCAUGAAAAGAAAUUCCAUGGCUUAAAAAGGUCUCUUCUGUACCUAACGUGCAGCAGCUGAGUCAGUGAAACGGCUGCUGCCUGGGAUAAACGAUGACGAGAUGUAGAAGACUGGGGGGAUUUUAUCGCCUUAUGUUUUUGUCACUCCUUUAAAACCCAUUUCAUAAAUAAACUUGUUUUUUAAGGCCA
Messenger RNA from Chinchilla lanigera (long-tailed chinchilla), 2050 nucleotides. It is a transcript of the gene Dnaaf10, whose product is annotated as WD repeat domain 92. Bases 103 to 1176 code for a protein of 357 amino acids. Gene Ontology annotation, molecular function: ubiquitin binding. Lineage: Eukaryota; Metazoa; Chordata; Mammalia; Rodentia; Chinchillidae. The transcript has 8 exons. The record is from RefSeq and is a predicted model, not a curated record.